AGUGAGUUCUAUACAUAUACUCAAGUAGACAGCUAUACCUUUCAUUUGAACGCUGUGUCCAAGUACGCUGACCUGACCAACAUGAGGCCAAACUGUCCAGAUAUUCAAGUCAUUGGAAGCUUUCGGUCAAUUAUUCCGAGUCUUACUGUCAAUUGGUUCUGUGUCUGUGACAAAACAACGAAUGGUCUAUGUCAACCCGUAGUUGGGACAGUACCAGAAGCCUCAACAACAUCAACAGCGUCUAUAACGACUUCAACAACAGCUACAACAGCAUCCAGCCUUCAAACAGCGUCAUACACCAGCAGCGGACUGACCAACUUAUUCAACUACUCCAGCAGUAACAAUGCGGACACGAUCUACGGCUGGACAUGUCUGACCUACACUGAGUACGUGCCAACUUGUGGAUGGAAGCUGAUCCUUUAUUCUUCACACCCACUCACAGGCAUGGCAGGUGGCGCUGAGUUCUAUACGUAUACUCAAGUGGACAGCUAUACCUUUCAUUUGAACGCUGUGUCCAAGUACGCUGACCUGACCAACAUGAGGCCAAACUGUCCAGAUAUUCAAGUCAUUGGCAAUUUCAAAACAAUUAUUCCAAGCCUAACAGUCAACUGGUACUGCGUGUGUAACCAAACAACGAAUUCUAUUUGCCAGACGAUAGCGCGAGGAGUUACAACAUCAACGGAAACACCAUCAACGACCUACACCAUUACAGGUGCUCAGAACGUAGGCGCUGUUGCUGAAGUCAGCUAUGCAUCAUCAGAUCAGACAAGUCUGGCGGAGGCGCCAGUAUCGGACAUGACGUACGACUACGCUGGGUCGCAAGGUGGAAGUGACGUGGUGGUUGAGACACCAUCCACCCUAGAGACAUCCACUACUUCGACCACAGAACCAACAUCUUCCACCUCAGCCACAGAGUCAACGACAUUUUCUACUUCAACCACACAACCAACCACGACAUCUACUACAACCACACAACCAACCACGACAUCUACUACAACCACACAACCAACCACAUCUACUUCAACCACAUCAUCGACUUCUACCACACAACCAACCACGACUUCUACUACAACCACACAACCAACCACGACAUCUACUACAACCACACAACCAACCACAUCUACUUCAACCACAUCAUCGACUUCUACCACACAACCAACCACGACAUCUACUACAACCACACAACCAACCACAACAUCCACUUCAACCACAUCAUCGACUUCUACCACACAACCAACCACGACAUCUACUACAACCACAUCAUCAACUUCUACCACACAACCAACCACGACAUCUACUACAACCACAUCAUCAACUUCUACCACACAACCAACCACGACAUCCACUACAACCACAUCAUCAACUUCUACCACACAACCAACCACGACAUCUACUACAACCACACAACCAACCACAUCUACUUCAACCACAUCAUCUACUUCUUCCACACAACCAAGCACGACAUCUACUUCAACCACACAACCAACCACGACAUCUACUACAACCACGCAGCCAACUACAUCCUCCACUUCAACUACACCUUCAACAACAGCUUCAACAUCUACCUCAACAACCACCACCACCACCACAUCAGCGUUGUCAGCAUCCUCCUCUACUAACGUAUUACCAUCCAGCAUGAAAUCGGCGCUUUUAACUGAAAUUGUCAACUCAUGUCAGACCAGCAACCUGGCAACAGUGGUACUGUGGAGGCCUGACCUGUUCACGUGCGCCAUCCAGUGCUUGAGCUUCGUCAACUGCUCGGGCGUUAACUACUGGGCGAAAACCCAGAGGUGUGACAUUGUAUACGUCACCACCACCAGCACUAGCUCAAGUUCAACAUCUGGCUCUGGAAGUUCCGGCAGUGGGACAUCAGGCACCAGUGGAUCAGGGACUAGUGGAUCAGGCACGAGUGGAUCAGGCACUAGUGGAUCAGGCACUAGUGGAUCAGGCACCAGUGGAUCGAAUAGCGGAAGUAGUGUAACGUCAGGGAGCAGCAGUACCUCUGUAUCAGGGUGUCAAUUCUAUAUAAUAGAUAGGCUUUAGUUAGCCUCAACUUUAUGGGUUUUUGUAUUGUUGUAAAUUGCGCCUGUACACUAUAAACGUUGUGAUAUCUACACUGACAUGUUAAGAACCUUUUAGUUACUUUAACCCUAUCUUCCUUUGGCGAGAAACUAAUUGACAAAAAAGAAAGAUAAUUCAAAGGUUAGCUCUUUGCUAUAUAGGUCGCAACUGGGUCUACGUAGUCAGGUGAAACAAUGCACUCAUUCCAUAAUCUUCGGAAUCGAAGACAUCGCCAUGAUAAAGAGUUGGAAGUGACAGAGUGACAGGG
This is a messenger RNA of Biomphalaria glabrata, 2329 nucleotides long. RefSeq lists its product as uncharacterized. The transcript has 7 exons. The record is from RefSeq and is a predicted model, not a curated record. Lineage: Eukaryota; Metazoa; Mollusca; Gastropoda; Planorbidae. Bases 82 to 2043 code for a protein of 653 amino acids.